This is a messenger RNA of Phalacrocorax carbo (great cormorant), 1484 nucleotides long. Lineage: Eukaryota; Metazoa; Chordata; Aves; Suliformes; Phalacrocoracidae. The record is from RefSeq and is a predicted model, not a curated record.
GCCCGGAAGUGGCGGCUGAGGGAAGGGUCGGGGAAGGCGGCGGCGCCGCCAUUUUGGGAGCGCGGAGGGCGCCGGUACCGAUCGCUGCGGCCGCGGCGGGGUGCGGCGUGAGGGGGGGUCGGCGGCCGCGGGAGGCCCCGCCAGGCCCCGCCAGGCCCCGCCAGGCCCCGCCAGGCCCCGCCAUGGCCGCCAACAUCGGUGACCAGCGAGCGCCGGAGUGGGCUCCGCAGUACGGGCUGGCGGCCGGCGCGGCGCGGGAGGGCGGCCUGGAGGCCCCGGCCCACGAGAACCCCGAGUGGGAGAAGGCCCGGCAGGCCUUGGCCAGCAUCAGCAAAGCCGCCGCCGCCGGCGGGAAGAGCGGGGGGGGCGGCGGGGCCGGGGGGGCGCAGUACUCCUCGCCGCAAGGGGACCCCAGCCUGCAGCAGCCGCCCUAUUACCAGUGGUACCAGCCCUACGGCGGGUACUACCCCUAUGGCUACUACUACCCCAUGGGCGUGUACUCGGGGUACGGGGCGACGGCGACGGCGGCAGCGCCCUACGGCACGGGGGGCACCUACGCUGCCGCCCCCCAGCAGCCCCCCACACCCGGGCAGCAGAGCGGCCUCGGCCAGCAGCCGCCGGUGCCAGGCCUGGAUGAGGCGACCCCCUACGGCAGCCCCCAGCCCCAGCUGCCCCCCGCCGCACCCCCCCAGCCCCCCCAGCCCCACGGCAGCCACCCCCUGGGCGGGGGAGGGGGCUCAGGGGCGGCGGCGGGGGGCGGGGGGGGCACCCCAACCAGCGCCGCCGCCCCGUACCCCCCCCACGGCUACAGCGAGGGGCCCGGCCCCGGCCCCGGCCCCGGCCCCAAGGGCAAGAAGGGGCAGCAGCUCUGGAGCCGCAUGAAGCAAGCCCCCGGCGCCGGCGGCCUCAAGUUCAACCUCCCCAAACGCCCCUUCGUCCUCACCACCCCCAGCUUCGGGGCCGCGGAGCAGCGCGGCGGCAGCUUCGGGGGGCAGCCGGGCCCCGACAAACACCACGGGCACGGGGGGAAGCCGGAGGACUGGCCGCAGGACAUGAAGGAGUACGUCCAGCGCUGUUUCACCGCCUGCGAGUCGGAGGAAGACAAGGACCGGACGGAGAAGCUGCUGAAGGAGGUGCUGCAGGCGCGGCUGCAGGACGGCACCGCCUACACCAUCGACUGGAGCCGCGAGCCGCUGCCGGGGCUGAGCCGGGACGGCGUCGCCGAGAGCCCCAAGAAGAAGCGCUGGGAGGUGCCGGCUCUGCACCCCCCUCCCCGGCCGGCGGCGGGCUCGGGGGUGCCGCAGCCCCCUCCCCAGCGCGGCGCCGGCGCCGGGGGGGCUUCCCUGGGCCCCCCGUCCCGCGGCGGCGGCGGGCGGGCGCGCGGUAACGGCUUCCCGACGAAAUUCGGCAACCGGAACGUCUUCAUGAAGGAGAACAGCUCGUCGUCGAGCGCCGGCUCCCGCUCCCGCUCCCGCUCCUCCUCC